GAGCGUGGUUUGUGGCAUUGCCGACAACCACGAUGACGGUGAGGCAGACUCGGCGGCCGCUGCUCCUGCUGCUCCUCGUGGUUUGCAUCUGCUGCCUCCUCGCUCGCCCAGCGCUAGCCAGCGCCAAUGGCAAUGACGAUGCUGCCGAUGACGACGACGACGACGACUGGUUUGGCGGCGCCGACGAGAUCGAGGUCGAGGUCGACGAUGGCAUGGCAUGCUUGGCACGCCUACAUGCGUCGCUGCUCAACGAUGGCUACUGCGACUGCCCGAGCGCCGACGACGAGCUGCUCACUGGUGCGUGUGGCUCGGGCGAAUUCACCUGCGCCACGUCGGCGAAAGUGCUUCCAUCCGCGUUUGUCGACGACGGCGUCUGCGACUGCUGCGACGGGUCCGACGAGCCAUCCUCAAUGGGCUGUGUCAAUACGUGCGACGCAGACGCCAGUGCGGUGCGCCAGCGCCUCGAGACCGUUCUCACCGACGUCGAAGCAGGCGUGCGCGCCAAGGCCACGCUCAUCGCCGGCGCCGGCGCCGCCCGCGCCCAGUUUGCAACGGACGUUGCGCACUGGGCGACCAUGGCCAACGAGGUAGCCGCCGAGAUGGAUGCGAUACAGACGCAUUUCAAGUCGUCCAACGCCAAGCCGACCCACGAGGACCAGCAGCAGUUCCGGUACCUGCAGUACCUACAACAAAAAGCCCAGUACUACCAGUACGUGUAUGGGAAUCUCCUUGAGACCGACUUUGGCGACCAAGACGCAUUCGCAUCGCUCGUCGGGCAGUGCUUUGAGUAUACCGUGAACGAAAAGGCGCUCAAAGGCGGGACGUCCAACACGGUCGCACGGACGUACGUCAUGGUUCUCUGCCCGUUCCUCAACGUGACGCAGACCGAGCCUGCGUACCAUGAGUGGCGGCUCGCACAGAAGCAAGCGCAGGCGGGCGAGACGCAUAUCACGCCGCCGACGGAGCGCGAAGAGCAACGACCGAUCUUGCUCGGCGUGUGGGCCAACUGGACGACCGACGUGCCGCCGAGGCACGUUGGCCUGCCGCAUGCACUGUACGACGAGGCACCGACGCCGUUGGAGGCCGACCCGUCGCCCAUCCGCGUCCAAGUGUACGACCACGGCGAGCGCUGCGGCGAGGCGCCCCGGCGCGUGCAUGUGCAGAUGGAGUGUGCGUCGAGCAACUACGUCAAGUUUGUCGAAGAAGGGUCUCUGUGCGUCUACAGCAUCGGCUUUGCGACGCCGGCUGCGUGCUCGGCAGCGUACGUGCGCCACCUGCAGUCGGUUCUAAGUGCGUCGGCACGCCACGACGAGCUCUAACAAGUCGAUAAAGACGCCAUCCAAGACGGAUAAUUUUUGAC
Molecule: messenger RNA, 1360 nt
Organism: Saprolegnia parasitica CBS 223.65
Lineage: Eukaryota; Oomycota; Saprolegniomycetes; Saprolegniales; Saprolegniaceae
Exons: 3
Coding region: 33-1319 (428 amino acids)
Biological process (GO): N-glycan processing
Cellular component (GO): glucosidase II complex
Molecular function (GO): protein binding
Source: RefSeq, a predicted model, not a curated record